AUGUUCAUCUUCAACUCUCCUACAACUGUGGUGGUAAUUUUACUCUAUGUUGAUGACAUAGUUCUUACAGGCAACAAUUCUUCUUUCAUUGCUUCAUUAAUCUCCAAACUAAGUGAAAUCUUUGCAAUGAAGGACUUGGGUGAGCUCCAUUAUUUUCUGGGUAUUGAAGCAAAUCUGACUACUUCACCUGAUUCAGCUAUUCUUACUCAGACAAGAUACACAUUGGAUAUUCUUACUAAAACUAAUAUGCUAGAUAGUAAGCCUUGCAGCACACCAGUAACUACAGAUAAAAGAGCUUCGGCAUUGGAUGGUGUCUUUCUCUCAGAUCCUCUCCAAUAUCGCAGCUUGGUUGGCGCGCUUCAAUAUUUCACUCUCACUAGACCUGACAUCACUUAUGCUGUCAAUUAUGUCUCACAAUUCAUGCAGGCUCCUCGUGACACUCAUAUGCUUCUUGUUAAACAUAUCUUACGCUAUCUCAAGGGCACCAUUGGGGAAGGCAUUAUUCUGUUUGCUGGUGAUGUUUCCUAUAUUCAUGGGUACUCAGAAUCAGAUUGGGCAGACUGCCCCGAUACACGUAGAUCAACAUCAGGUUAUUGUAUCUUCUUAGGCUCUUCCCUUAUCAGCUGGGCCUCCAAGAAGCAACCCACUGUUGCGAAGUCAUCAAUCGAAGCAGAAUACAAGGCUAUCAGUCUGCUAUCUAGUAAAGUGAUGUGGCUCUCCCAACUUCUCAAUGAACUAGGAAUUGCUCCUAUAAAGCCGUUUUAUCUCUACUGCGACAAUCUUGGUGCCAGAUACUUGGUCAACAAUCUGUUUUCACGCCAGAACUAA
Papaver somniferum (opium poppy) is the source of this 828-nucleotide messenger RNA. RefSeq lists its product as uncharacterized. The transcript has a single exon. The record is from RefSeq and is a predicted model, not a curated record. NCBI's taxonomy places the organism in Eukaryota, Viridiplantae, Streptophyta, Magnoliopsida, Ranunculales, Papaveraceae. Bases 1 to 828 code for a protein of 275 amino acids.